This is a messenger RNA of Anthonomus grandis grandis, 2953 nucleotides long. RefSeq lists its product as uncharacterized. Bases 955 to 2217 code for a protein of 420 amino acids. The transcript is spliced from 3 exons. NCBI's taxonomy places the organism in Eukaryota, Metazoa, Arthropoda, Insecta, Coleoptera, Curculionidae. The record is from RefSeq and is a predicted model, not a curated record.
AGUUAAUUUUACUCGUUAAUGAUAGGGUUUUAAUUAAUGGUUACUCGAAGCUUAUUAAAUAGUAUAGGUUCAUAAAAACUUAAUAAAUAAAUUUAUGAAAUAAUAAAUCUUUGACACAUUGAAGUUGGUUUAGAAAAUCUGGUAUAAGCUCAGUUAAUAAUUUAAAUUCUGUUUAUUUUGAAAAUAUAAUUAAUUACACGGUAUGCGUAUAGAAUUUUCACUUUUAAAACAUUGCAAUUCCCAUACGCAGGUCUUCAGAGGAAAACUUCAAUUAAAUUUUGACAUGCUACAACGUACUGUUGUAUGUGCCACAUGUUUUUUGAAAUUCCUAAAAGAUUUCUAGAUUUUUUUUAUUUCGGGAUUAUUAUACAUUUGGAGUCAUUCCUUAUGAUUUCCAAGACUUUGAAAUAUUUUUUGUGUUUUCCAAUAUUUUGAAGUCAGUUUUGUGUCCUGGUAAUAGCAAAAAUACCACGUGUCCCUUCAAAUUGAAAUAUUUAUUUAAUAAGUCAAAGGGCUAGCGCUCAAUUUAACAAACAAAAUUUUGUUUUAUUUGUAUGUAUUAUCAUCCUGUUAAUAGAAGAUUGAAUCACGCAAAGUGCGGUAAAAGUAUGAAUAAAAUAUUUUACUUUCACGUAUGGUAAUGAUAGGAGCAUGAAAAUUCAACAAUAAUUGAAUACCCCAGAAUGAUAAGUCGGUAAAAACCACUUUUUACGAAAAUCUGGUUUUUGCGCGAUUCCAACCAUGUAGACCUAAUACACGUAUUAGAGUAAGAACUGAACAUAUCAUCUUAGUAGAUUAGCCAGUAGAUGGCGCAAAUAUAUAUCAAUUUCUGUCAUUGAGAAUGAAAAGUCGGUAUAUCCGGUUUUUACCCAGUUUUCAUUCUAAGUGAAGUCGUUAAAGUGUUUGGUUACUGCGUUGUUGUUUUUUACCGGCUGACUAUUUGCUAGCAUUCUCAUGAUGUCUAGUAACAGUGAUAUCGAAGUAAUGAGCGAUGAUUUAGACCCAGAUUAUAGUGAUAGUGCUAACAGUGAUAAUGAAGUUAAGGAGAAUAAAACCAGAAAAAGAAAAAUAAAUAAACAUCUCUGGAAAAGGGUUCAAAGGAAAUCUAACCUCAAUAAAGGACUAGCAUGCACAUCUAAAUCCGGAAUAAAUAUGCCUGCAAGGCGAGGUUAUGAAUGCGACUGCAAAAAUAGAUGUACAAGUAAAAUCUCAGUUGAAGAAAAAGCAAACAUUCUUGAUAAAUUUAACAACUUGGCUGAUAAAAAUGUGCAAGAUUCCUAUCUUUUUGGAGUGAGGUCUGUUGCAAGAAGGCGACCAGACAUUAUGAAAAAGCGACUUCUUGGAAAGGGCCAUCCGAUUGAAAAUAUUUUAACUGAUAAUGAAUUAAUUCAAACAUCAAAACGAAACUCAUCCUUUCAUUAUAAGAUUAUAUUAGCAGCCGGACGUGAAAUAAUGGUUUGCAAAAAAGCUUUAGCGGGGCUUCAUGGCAUAAAAUUUGGUAGGAUUGAUCGAAUUGGGCAAGCUAAAAAAAGCAAUUCGGCUCCUCCGACAGACAAAAGGAGUUUAUCUGAAGGAUCCAGGGUACUUAAAAAACCAGAAGCUCUAAUCCAACAAAUUGAAUCACAUAUAAAUUCAUUUCCUAUUCGCAUCUCGCACUACACCAGAAAUAGGAGUCAAAGAAAGUUUCUUUCGCCCGACUUAAGUGUGAUGAAAAUGCGUGAGCUGUACGUGGAAAAGUACAAUAGUGAGAAAUAUCGACAGUGGAAAGCUGAUAACAAAACAAAAUUUGAAAUCAACUAUGAUUUUUAUCUACACAUAUUUAACACCAAAUUUAAUCUUUCAUUUGGAAAACCUAAAACGGACGUCUGCAAUGCAUGUGACAGAUUCAAGAAUCAAAUAGAUGCGGCGGAAAAUCCAGAAGGAAAAGCUCGAUUGAAUCAAGAACACUCUGUACAACAAGCCAAGGCGCAGAAAUUUUACGACGACCUUAAGCGGUUCAGUGAACAAGCUAAAACGGACGAAAAAAUGGAUGUUAUUAGCUUUGACUAUCAACAAAAUUUACCAGUACCCGUACUUCCAAUAGGUGAUAUUUUUUAUAAAAGGCAGCUUUGGGUUUAUAACCAGUGUUUUUACUCGGCAAAAACGGGCCAUUCUUAUAUGUACAUGUACAAUGAAGUCGAAGGAAAAAAGGUUCAAAUGAGACAACAUCUUUCUUAAAACAUUAUGUGGACAAUGUUGAUCCUUCAGUGGAGACCUUGUACUUAUUCACAGAUAACUGUGUUGGGCAAAAUAAAAACAUGGUUGUUGUCCAGAUGUUAUGUUCGUUGGUCGCCACUGGAAGAUUUAAAAUGAUCUACCAUCGAUUUCCUGAAAGAGGUCAUUCGUUUCUACCAUGCGAUCGCAAAUUGCUUUUAUUGAAAAGGAAAAACGCAAAGUCACAUACCUUUACUUGCCGGAAGAAUGGUAUUUAAAAGUGGCAAGAACCUCAAAAACGUUUACUGUUAUCAAUGUACUGCCACGGAUGAUAGGAGACUUUCGUUCAUAUUUCCAAUCUUUCUUUAAAAAAAAAACAUAAAAAACUUUACCUUCUCAAAAUACAAAAGUUUUAAGUAUGAGGAUAAAAAAAUCACCGUUUCUGUAUGCCACAAUAUUGAAAGCCUAAACCAAACUUUUAUUGCAUUUAAAUCUAACGCAGAUUUAUUUGCUUUAAAGGAAUGGAAUGUAGCCCAACUCUACACUACAACUUUUCAAGUUAAUCCAAAAAAACUUCAAAACUUAAAGCAACUUCAAGAUUUCAUUCCUGCAAUAUAUCAUGGAUUUUAUAACUCUUUGGAUACAACAGAGCAACAGCAGGAGGAAAGUGAAACCGACUUAUCCGAGAGUAGUGAUUUAUAAAAAAAUGUUAUUGUCAAUUUAACUUAAAGUUUUGUAAAUACAGAAUGACAACUAGGUA